Molecule: messenger RNA, 3671 nt
Organism: Drosophila subobscura
Lineage: Eukaryota; Metazoa; Arthropoda; Insecta; Diptera; Drosophilidae
Product: nodal modulator 3
Exons: 6
Coding region: 31-3624 (1197 amino acids)
Cellular component (GO): endoplasmic reticulum membrane
Molecular function (GO): carbohydrate binding; protein binding
Source: RefSeq, a predicted model, not a curated record
AACGCGCGGUCACACUGCCACCAAGUCAAAAUGAGGUGUUUUUCCGGCUUAUUUUUAAUUUUAUCAAUUAAAUUAAUUGGUGAAUUAAACGCCAAUGAGGUUGUUGGCUGUGGCGGCUUCAUUAAGAGCCAUGCGGAUAUUGACUUUUCCAAAGUAGAGAUCAAACUACUGACGAAACAGGGCUCGCUGAAGGAUAAGACUGACUGCUCGCCCUCGAAUGGUUACUAUUUCCUGCCCAUUUAUGAUAAGGGCGACUACCUGCUAAGCAUAUCCCCGCCGCCCGGCUGGAGCUUCGAGCCGGAGCACGUUGAACUGCACUUCGAUGGCACGAAUGACGUUUGCAGUCAGGGCACAGAUGUCAACUUUGUGUUCAAGGGAUUCGGCAUAACCGGCAAAGUGGGCCUAGCCACUGGCGGCGGAGCACGUGAUGUGGAUGUCCAACUGAAGUCCGAGCAGGGGGAAGUGAGGCGCACAAAGACAGACAACAAUGGCAUAUUCUCUUUCACGCCCAUCAUACCUGGAAAGUAUGUGAUCAAAGCCACGCACGCCAAGUGGCAUUUCUCCAAGGCGGAGCAUGAUGUGGUCGUUGUCAGUGGCAACACAGAGCUACCGGAGAACUCCCUAGUGGUCUCUGGCUUCGAUAUCAAUGGCCGCUUUGAUACGAGUGCACAGCAGACCGGCAGCUUAAGCGUGGCUCUGUACAGAAAGAAGGGACAAACUCUGGUGCCAAAGUGCGACAAGUCCUCGAACGCAGCUCCAAAUAGUGGCAGGAGCGAGUACGAGUCUGCCGCCUCUUGCUACACCCUGAUUGACAAAUCGGGCGAAUAUACAUUCAGGGACGUGCCCUCUGGCAAAUACCUGUUGCAGGCCAUCAACGAGAACUCCAAGCUGAAGCUGCAUCUCAGCCCCGAGUUCCUGGAGCUGGAAGUGGGCAAGGAUACGCUGCAGCUGAAGGAGGAAUUCAAGAUAACAGGCUUCACCAUCUCGGGCCGCGUUCUCGGCUCUGCCGGCGGUGCGCCCCUCAAGUCGGCCACUGUCAAGCUCAAUGGCAAAAAGGUGGGCGAAACAGAUGCCCAGGGCAGCUACACGCUGCAGAACAUCAAGCCGGGCACCAUCAACAUUGAAGUUGAAUCGCCACAGCUGCAGUUUGUUCCGCUGCAGUUCAAGGCCCAGAUAAACACGCCUGAGCUGCCGACGAUUGUGCCCGCCGCUUACGAAGUGUGCGGCAAAGUGGUGUCCACGAACUCCUAUGCCGUGGGUCUGACGAAGCUCGGCUCCACCUUCCACACGACGACGAAAACACAGCCGGGAAGCGGUAGCUGGUGCGCCUAUCUUCCUGUUGGUAAAUUCAGCAUCGAGGUGCUCACCACCGAUGCGGACAAGGCCAGUGGCGUUCAAUUCUUCCCCGUGCAGCAGCAGACCGAGGUCAAGGGUGAGCCCAUCAAUGGCAUCAUCUUCUCGCAGCUACGUGCCAAGAUACGGGGAGAGUUGCAGUGUCUGCCAGACGCCACGGGCACCUGCACUAGUGCCGAAGUCACGCUCCAAGCUCUCGACGCCACCGGCCAGCCAACGCUCAACAAAUGGAAGGCCAAGGCUCAUCGUGGCAAAUUUGUGUUCAAGGACAUGCUGCCUGGACCGUAUGAGCUGACGAUACCCCAAGGAAAUCUUUGCUAUGAAUCGACUCGCGUCUUCCUGAACGUUGCAUCCGCCGAGGAGGAUGCACCGCCAUUCAUUCACAAGGGCUACGAGGUCUCCAUCAUCUCCAGCCAUCGAGCAUUGAUGAGAUAUACGCACAUUACGGGACCCACUGAUCCAAAGCCAGCAACGGAAACGCUGAAGAUUCUGUCCGGCGUGAACACCUUCUGUGUGUCGAAGUACGGCAGCUACGACUUUAAGCUUGAGGGCUGUCACACGUACGAUGACUCGUUGCCCUCCAAGUUCAUCACCCCGGAGCCAGAGCAACUGCAAACGCUGAUCAUCAAUGCGGUGGCCCACAAGACUGGCAUUCGCGUGCUUUCCACAGAGCCAACCGCAGACUCCAUUAAGCUGCUGCUUGAAUCGGAGAAACUGGGCAAGGAGACCAUCACGCCCACGGCCGAGUCGCACAAGGUUGAUGGCAAAUACGCCUACCGCUACGACACCUAUCUGAGGCCCGAGGAAGUGCUCCACGUUACGCCCGUGAGCGAUGUGAUGCUGUUUGCGCCACAGCAGCAGGAUAUCAUCGGUGGCAGCGAUUGCGUGGACAUUGCCUUUAACUUUGUGGCCACGCGGGGUCUGAUAUUGCGCGGCAAGGUGGUGCCGGCGAUUAAGAAUGCCAAGAUUACCCUUUCUUUCCCCGACCAACCCACGCUGAAGGAGAUCGAGACACUGACGGCCGUGACUGGAGAGUUUAAGUUCAGCCCCAUCGAUGCGGAUCUGGCCUUUGAGUUGAAGGCGGAGAAGGAGUCGUAUGUGUUUAGCGAAUACAAUCGCCAGACGGCAUCGUUCAGUGCCCACAAGCUGUGCGAGAUUUCCGUUGUUGUCAAGGAUGAGGCCGGUCAGCUCUUGAGCGGUGUGCUGCUGUCGCUGAGCGGCGGUGAGAGCUAUCGCAAGAACCUGGUGACUGGCGAUGACGGUGCCAUCAACUUCCACUCGCUGUCGCCCUCGCAAUACUAUCUGCGACCCAUGAUGAAGGAGUACAAGUUCGAACCAAACUCCAAGAUGAUCGACAUCAAGGACGGCGAGACCAGCCAAGUUACCCUCAUUGGCAAACGCUUUGCCUACUCCAUCUUUGGCACCAUUACCUCAUUGAAUGGCGAACCCUUUGACGGCGUUAAUGUCAAGGCAACCGCCGACGAGAGCUGUCAGCGCCAGCAGGAGGAGGCUACCAGUGAGACGAAUGGCCAGUAUCGCAUUCGUGGCCUGCAGCCUGGCUGCAAGUACACAGUUCGCGUGGUGCCGGACAGCGACAAAGUGGAGCGAUCACUACCUCUCGAGCACGAGGUCAGCGUAGGCCAUGAGGAUGUGCGCGACAUCAAUCUGGUGGCCAUGAGUCCCCUGAAGAUUGUCGAUAUCACGGCCCGUGUAACGGCCACCCUCAAUGAGCACUACAAGAGCCUGCGCAUUGUGAUGUAUCGUCGCGGCAACUCCGACUCUCCAGUGUUCUCGCAGCGCGUGGGCACGCCAGUGAAUCCCAAGGCCCGACUGAACCCCGGCAUGACAAUAUUCUUCCCGCGAAUUCCACUCGACGGCAAGAGCUACAUUGUGGAGCUGCAGUCAACGCUGUCGGACAAGACGUACACCUACAAGCUGCCAUCGGCCAGCUUCGUGGCCGACAGGGGCUCAGUGUUCAUUCAGCUGGACUUCAAGCCCGAGGUGAGAGCAGCCGAGACGGAUCUGAAUCAGAAUUCGAUCUCUGCGCUGGUGCUGAUUGCGCUCGUGGCGAUUGCCUUCUUCAAGCAGGAUCUGGCCACCAGUUUCCUCGCCUUUGUGUGGGGCAAACUCAACGAUCUGGCGUCAGAUCUCUCCCAGCGCCAGAAGAGCAAGACGCAGGUGCGCAAGAACGAGCCGAUCAACCAGCGCGAAAUCGAACAAAUGGCCGAGCAGAUAAAUGCCAUCAAAAAGAAAAAGACCAAGAAGAUUUAGUGCCAAUGGCAGCCAUAGCCCCAUUCUCCCCUUAGUCGAUCAUCAAA